UCCGGUGAAUUUUACCCAAAAUUUGUCCGAGAAAAUCUCACGCAAAUCACCACUACCCGUGAUAGUUCUCAAAAAUUGCAUACAAAAAACUAUUGAACCCCCGUUCGUUCAACAUCGCGACAAUUUAAAGACUCACAACGGCAAAAAAAGAAUCAAUUUUUUUGUACGCAAAGAUUAUUUGCAGUGUUUGACAAGUUUUCACAGAGUUUGAUAAGUUUUUUGUGAAAUGGCAGUGAUUUGUUACCAAUUGCUCCUUAUUAUUGGGGCCCUGUGUAUGUGUAUAAAUGCAUCAACAACCCAAACAAUAAUUUUUAAAUGUUGUAAACAGGGUGAAGAGUUGGAGGAAUCUGAGAGUGAUGGUGAUGGUGUUGAUAAGUUGAAAUGUGUUCUGAAUACCAGAGUCUGGGUGCCAGUGAUUUAUUCACCAUCGAAGAAAAAUAUCGUUCCCCAUCCCCCGUCACAUUGGAAAAUUGUAGAGGGAAAAAGACCAAAUUGUGGUGAUGGGAAAGUACUUACCUAUGUCCCUUACAAUUCUUACAGUCCUGUUAUUAUUCUUGACGUUGGAGAUGCAAUUCUUGACGGUGGCAGCGGCGAUACCUACGACUCCAGCGAGUAUUGUGCAGACACGAAGGCAUUACUUGUGUGUAUUCCUAGAAAAGUUGAAGCGAACAGGGCUGCAACCACUAUGAGGCCUAAAGUGCACAGGUGUUGUGGUGAAAAUGCGGUUUUCAGUGAAUCAAGAGAUGGAUGUGUCAACAUGAAAGAACCCGAGAAUGUACCGCCAUUAAUGCCGAAUGCAACAUCAGCUAUUGAACUGUUGCCUGGUUUUCCUGUUUGCAAAAAUUCGGAGAAUUUUACGAUAAUAGGUGAUGCUAAAGAUGCAGAUUUGCAAUCCGACGGUGGCCUCAACGUUGAUGGUAUUAGUCUACCGUCAUUGCAAUACUGUGUAGAACGAAUAAAAGAACUUGAAGGAAGAACGAAAAUAUUCGCAUGCUCUGAACACGCAUUGAGAAGGCCAGUGAUGCAGGCAAUGGACAUAAGAUUCACUAUGUAUCCAGUGAGUUUGAUAAUAAGCGCGAUAUUCUUAGCGGCAACACUUGCAGCAGGUUGGCUCUUACCUGCAUCUCAUCAUGUACUACAUUGGCGCUGUCAAACCCACCACGUUGUAUGUCUAAUGCUUGGUGAUUUACUGAUGGCUGUGAUACAAUUGGCUAGUAAUUCACUUCAUGGCAAUAGCUGCAAGGCACUUGUACGUGUCACAGCGAAAAUUGAAGAUAUUUUACAACGUGAUAAUUUUGACGACUGCUGCCGCAAUAGUUACUACGGUACUUAUAGCUACAGCUAUCACGGCAGUUUCUGUGGAACUUGUGGCGACAGGCACUGCGACAGUGUGUGUGGCAGUUUUGGCAACAGGCAUCGGGACAAUUAA
Molecule: messenger RNA, 1429 nt
Organism: Diachasma alloeum
Lineage: Eukaryota; Metazoa; Arthropoda; Insecta; Hymenoptera; Braconidae
Product: probable G-protein coupled receptor Mth-like 1
Exons: 4
Coding region: 227-1429 (400 amino acids)
Source: RefSeq, a predicted model, not a curated record